UUCCUCACUUAGCCACAGGGAGCGACAUCUCCCAACAUGAUGAGGAACCAACUCACUUGGAGCUGCAGUUCAGUCCCAACCUGAGGGGGGGCAGCAGAGUGCCGCGAGGCAUCCAGUCCGCCGGACACCCAGAAGAAGAAGAAGAGGCAGCAGCGGUAGAAGCGGACGUGUCAAACUGUCGCCAUUUCCCUGAGGAAGGAAAACGCCUUGAAGACGGAAGCGAACACGUCCACUGCGCUUUUACCAAAGUCACUUCCCAUCAUCAGCCAUCAUGGGGGGUUUUUUAUCGCUAUUUAAGAUGUUUGGGCAGAAGGAGAUGAGGAUCCUGAUGGUGGGUCUGGAUGCUGCUGGAAAGACAACAAUUCUGUACAAGCUCAAACUUGGAGAGAUUGUGACGACCAUUCCAACAAUAGGUUUUAAUGUAGAGACAGUGGAGUACAAGAACAUCAAUUUCACAGUGUGGGAUGUUGGUGGUCAAGACAAAAUUCGUCCACUGUGGCGACAUUACUUCCAGAACACACAGGGCCUCAUCUUCGUUGUGGACAGCAACGACAGAGAGCGAUGUACGGAAGCCCGGGAGGAGCUCUUACGAAUGUUAGGAGAGGAAGACCUGCGUGAUGCUGUGGUCUUAAUCUUUGCAAACAAACAAGACCUUCCAAAUGCGAUGAAUUCUGCAGAACUCACAGACAAGAUGAGUCUUCACUCCCUAAGUAACAGGCGCUGGUUCAUCCAGGCAACCUGUGCCACCAACGGAGAUGGUCUCUACGAAGGACUGGAGUGGUUGUCAAGUCAGCUCAAAAAAAAUUAAUAAUCACAGUUCUCCAAAAGUGAUCCACCUCAACGUAUCCCUGACUUUGCUCUCUGCUCUUAAGAUGCUGCAAAACCAAGCUGCCCUUAUGGCAGUGGGGCAGCUUAUGGCACUCUUCUUCUGCUGUGGUUAUUCUCUUUCUGGCUGUUGGGAAGCCAAAUGUGCUUGGAGUAAGAAUAGAGAGGCCAGGAAACAAGAUAUGAGCUGCACAUGUUGGCCUUAGUACCUCAAUGCAAUUUGUCAACUUUUUAUAUUGGAUACUGUAUAGCAAGAUCCACGAGGGACGUUUCACUUUUUUAAAAAAUGUAUAUACACUGAUGCACUACUUGCAGCUAUAUAUUUACUUGAACCAGGGAGUACAUGUACUGUAGAUUUCCAUUUAGUCAACACUGGUUUAAUAUCAGCACUCUUAACUGACAUCACUCCAAAAUUGAGAACUCCUCGUCUGUGAACAUUUACUGGCCUUUGUUAUACAGUGUCUUGGUUUUAAAUGAGCUACACUGCAAUUAUUUCAUAUCUACCUGCUUUGUGGUUGUUACAAGGAGAGUUUGUUGUGUCCCUGUUGGGUUUUUGUUUUUCUCAGGUUGAUCACAUGCUGCCUUUGCAAUAUACCUGCGUGAUGUGGUGUGAGGGUUUUUAUAUUUACAGGGUGUUUACGUCAUUAGACUGCACAGGAAGUAUUACCCCACUGAGUACUUAUCACCACAGUCCUAUGCUAUAAGUAUAGGAGCUGGCAAUAUAAAAUCAGUUUCAACAAAAUGUUUACUGUUGUGCCAUCAUUGCAGUAUAUUGUUUGUGUGGAAAACUGGAGGUUGUACAUUUGCAGUCUUAUCCGAGACACUUGUUGUUUCUGUUUUUGUAAAAGUCUUGGUGUUUACUACUCUGGUUUGCAGAAAAUGUAUUUUUUAAUAAUUGCUUAAAUGUUGGUAAACUAUCUUUUUUAAUUGUCAGGUUUUUUAUGUAAAUGUUUGUUUUGUGAGGGAAAAAAAGCACUGUGAGUAAUUUACUGUAAAUUUGAACAUAAAGCCAAUCUCCAGUGUUUCAAUCUAUGCAAUAAACUUUCUGAAUAUUAAGGUG
This is a messenger RNA of Paralichthys olivaceus (Japanese flounder), 1885 nucleotides long. RefSeq names its product ADP-ribosylation factor 1 (gene arf1). Gene Ontology annotation, cellular component: plasma membrane; cytoplasm. Gene Ontology annotation, molecular function: GTPase activity; GTP binding. Gene Ontology annotation, biological process: vesicle-mediated transport; intracellular protein transport. The record is from RefSeq and is a predicted model, not a curated record. NCBI's taxonomy places the organism in Eukaryota, Metazoa, Chordata, Actinopteri, Pleuronectiformes, Paralichthyidae.